Castor canadensis (American beaver) is the source of this 724-nucleotide messenger RNA. The record is from RefSeq and is a predicted model, not a curated record. NCBI's taxonomy places the organism in Eukaryota, Metazoa, Chordata, Mammalia, Rodentia, Castoridae.
UUAGAUCAUUCCUUUGAUGUCCUCAAAAAGUCCAAGCAUGCUCCAACAUUCCUUGCUGCAGGUCAGCUUACUGACAUGCUAAAUGGCGGUGACGAAGUCUAUGCUAACUGUAUGGUGAUAGAUCAGGUUGGUGACUUGGCUAUCAACUAUAUUAACAUAGAGGGGAUCUCCACCCACACCAGCUCUGAAUCCAUGGAGUCCACUCUGGGGCCUCAGAGUUACAAGUGUGCUCCUCCUGAUACCAGCCCCAGUGUGUACCCAUCCGGUGAGAGCAGCGAAGCCACAGCAAACACUGAAGACCAGAAGUCCUUCAAAUCAACACCUAGUUUGUACACUCCCAAUUUGAAUCUUGCUUUUGGUCUUCGUGGAUUUGAAAAGGAACAAAGUCAUCUAAAGAAAAGAAGUUCUAGCCUCGAUGCCCUGGUUGCCAACAGUGAAGGAGAAGUGCAUUCCGAGCAGCCACACCUUUGCCACACUCCAGCAUCUCAGAGUUCCUCAGAAACUGCGGUUCCUACUGGGGAUGAAUUGGACUCUUUGGAGACCAACACUGAACCAGAUUUUAACAUCUCUAGGACGGAAUCACUUUCUCUUUCAAACACUCUGCAGUCAAAGGACUCACUGUUUUCUGGAAUCCGCUCACGAUCUUAUUCCUGCUCAUCACCCAAAAUUUCUUUAGGAAAAUCUCGGCUGGUGCGUGAUUUUACAGUGUGCAAUUCAAGUGAGG